UCACGUGUUGUUGCUGGACAAUGUCCCGACCGUUAGCUGAAAGUGAGGAUUGUGGAAAAACAUUUAUACAAAGUCUCUCCUUGAUUGCAUAAUUAAUGAAAACGACUAAGGACGAGUGUCGCCCUGAAGCAGACACUAAUCAGCCAUGUUAAUGUGCAGAUAGGCGGCUGUCCUCGCGUGUAAAUCUCUAAAUAAGCGGACCGCUGCUGGAGCAACAUGGAAACCGCAGAGGAAGCAGAUAUUUGUCGAGUAUGUCGGUCGGAGGGGACCCAGGACAAACCCCUCUACCACCCCUGUGUUUGCACUGGCAGCAUCAAGUUUAUCCACCAGGAAUGUUUACUUCAGUGGCUAAAACACAGUAGAAAAGAAUACUGUGAAUUAUGCAAACACAGGUUUGCGUUUACACCGAUUUACUCCCCGGACAUGCCAUCCCGGUUGCCAGUGCAGGAUAUAUUUUCGGGGCUGGUCACCAGUAUCGGAACAGCCAUCAGAUACUGGUUCCACUACACCCUGGUGGCGUUUGCUUGGCUGGGUGUGGUUCCUCUCACAGCAUGUCGUAUCUACAAGUGUUUAUUUACAGGCUCCGUGAGCUCUCUUCUUACCCUGCCGUUAGACAUGCUUUCAACGCAGAAUCUGCUUGCUGACUGCCUCCAGGGUUGUUUUGUGGUCACGUGCACGUUGUGUGCCUUCAUCAGUCUGGUGUGGCUCAGAGAGCAGAUCGUCCACGGCGGCGCCCCCCAGUGGUUAGAGCAGAAUCCCCCCCCUCUGGUCCCCAACCCCCCCAACGACCCUGCACCCGCUCAGGAGGACCCAGGUGCUAAUGCUGCUCAGCACGGCCAGGCGGCUGCAGAUGCAGCAGAUGCUGCAGCCGCCCAGAACCCUGUCCACCCAGAUCCUGCCAACCUGCCUGAAGCUGGUAACCCUGGAGAUGAGGCAGAACUAGACGAUGAUGAUGGUGAUGAUGAUGGAGAUGAUGAUGAGGAUGAGGAUGAUGAUGAUGAUGGGGAUGAAGAUGAAGAAGAAGAAGAGGAGGAAGAAGAAGGCAGGGAAGAGGAGGCUGCUGAUGCCAAUAAUGGAGGACAAGAAGAUUUGAACUGGAAUGCCCUGGAGUGGGAUCGAGCAGCAGAGGAGCUCACCUGGGAAAGGAUGCUGGGGCUGGAUGGUUCCCUUGUCUUCCUGGAGCAUGUAUUCUGGGUGGUGUCGCUCAACACACUCUUCAUCCUUGUAUUCGCUUUUUGCCCAUAUCAUAUUGGGCAUUUUUCAGUUGUCGGAAUGGGCUUUGAAGAUCAUAUCAAAGCUUCACAUUUUGACGGCCUCGUCACCACAAUACUGGGAUAUAUUCUCCUGGCUGGAGCCCUCAUAGUCUGCCAUGCAUUGGCAUCACUAGUGAAGUUCCAGCGGUCCAGACGCCUCCUGGGUGUUUGCUACAUUGUUGUCAAGGUUUCCUUGCUUGUCGUCAUGGAAAUAGGCUUGUUCCCGCUUAUUUGUGGUUGGUGGCUCGACAUUUGUUCACUGGAGAUGUUUGAUGCAACUCUCAAGGACAGGGAAGAGAGUUUUGACUCUGCUCCUGGUACCACCAUGUUCCUCCACUGGCUCGUUGGCAUGGUAUACGUCUUCUACUUCGCCUCAUUCAUCCUUUUGCUCAGAGAGGUUCUACGACCAGGUGUGCUGUGGUUUUUGAGAAACCUGAAUGACCCUGACUUCAACCCGGUGCAAGAAAUGAUCCACCUCCCCAUCUACCGACACAUCAGGAGGUUCAUACUCUCAGUGGUGGUGUUUGGCUCCAUAGUUUUGCUGAUGCUUUGGCUCCCAGUCAGAAUCAUCAAACUGCUCUUCCCAUCCCUCCUACCGUACAACGUCAUGCUUUACAGCGACGCCCCGGUCAGCGAGCUGUCUCUGGAGCUGCUGCUCCUUCAGGUUGUUCUGCCGGCGCUGUUGGAGCAGGGCCACACUCGCCAGUGGCUCAAACGUCUGGUCCACGCCUGGACCUUCACCGUUGGAUAUGUGCUCGACCUUCAUUCUUACCUACUGGGAGAAUUUGAAGAUGAUGACAACAUACCAAAUAACCCUGCUGAUCGCCAUAACAACAACCGGAUCCCUGGCCUGGGGGAGGGGCUUCACGCUGCCCACCAGGCCAUUCUGCAGCAAGGUGGACCUGUGGGUUUCCAGCCCUACCAUCGUCCCACAAACUUCACCCUCAAGAUCACUCUGCUGGUUAUCUUCAUGUGUGUCACUCUGUUACUAGCCAGUCUGACCUGUCUCACGGUGCCAGUGUGUGCGGGUCGUUGGCUGAUGUCUGUCUGGAUGGGCAGUGCGGUGGUUCAUGAGCUGUACACAGCAGCCAGCGGCCUCUACAUCUGCUGGGUGUCCAUCCGAGCUGCCACCGUGCUGUUGUCCUGGAUGCCACAGGGACGGACGGUGAUCCUGCUCAAAGUCCAUGAGUGGACACUCAUGAUCUUCAAGACCAUUGUGGUAGCCGUGAUGUUAGCCGGGGUGAUUCCUCUGCUCUUGGGUCUGCUGUUUGAGCUCGUCAUAGUUGCCCCACUCAGAGUCCCACUGGAUCAGACACCUCUCUUUUACCCCUGGCAGGACUGGGCCUUGGGCGUCCUUCACACUAAAAUCAUUGCUGCCAUAACACUGAUGGGUCCUCAGUGGUGGCUCAAAACAGUCAUUGAGCAGGUGUACGCUAACGGCAUCAGAAACAUUGACCUCUAUUUCAUUGUGCGAAGGCUGGCUGCCCCUGUCAUUUGUGUUUUGCUGUUGUCUCUCUGUGUGCCAUAUACCAUCUCUAAAGGCAUUACUCCACUGCUGGGCGUGCAGCUGGAGAUGCAGACUCUGGUGGAGAGGAGAAUCUAUCCCUUCCUGCUCAUGGUGGUCAUGCUGUUGGCCAUACUGUCCUUUCAGAUUCGACAGUUCAAGCGUCUUUAUGAACACAUUAAAAAUGACAAAUACCUGGUUGGACAGCGGCUGGUAAACUAUGAGCGGAAGACUCGGAGCACGUCCACCUCCUCCUACAGCACUUCUUCAUAGGGGGGGCUAUCAGCAGCCCCCACGGGGAAAGCUUUCUCGCUGUGCGGUUGUCAACUUCAGACACUGCCUGUAGACAUUUGACUGCAGCCUAAUCCUUUUAUUCUCCAACAUCUCCCACAUUUGUAGGUUGAGAGUCAAAAGAUAGCUGACAGCAAAAACAGUUGCUGAGUUUUUAUUCAAAAAUCCUUCUUGAGCCAGGUUUUUAACCAACCUGCAGAACAGUCCGCAUUACUAAAAC
This is a messenger RNA of Cololabis saira (Pacific saury), 3268 nucleotides long. RefSeq names its product E3 ubiquitin-protein ligase MARCHF6-like. Gene Ontology annotation, molecular function: zinc ion binding. Bases 217 to 3030 code for a protein of 937 amino acids. The record is from RefSeq and is a predicted model, not a curated record. The transcript has 26 exons. Gene Ontology annotation, cellular component: endoplasmic reticulum membrane. NCBI's taxonomy places the organism in Eukaryota, Metazoa, Chordata, Actinopteri, Beloniformes, Belonidae.